AUGGGCACAUUUCAGAGCCGCGUCACCGAUAGAUUUGACGAAGUUGAACUCUCGCCGGCACGACCGCCAUCGGCAGCCGAGUAUGUUGACCGACGAUUCGAGGAAGUUCGAAAUGCAAUUGUUAGUGUUCGAGGGGAGAUUGAGAAAUUGAGACGGGAUCAACAACAUAUUUUAUCGUUGACGAUUGCAGAUCCAAGAGAUAAGAACAUUCUCGAAAACCAAAUCGGAACUAUUCGGCGACGCACAGGAGAUCUUCGAAAAUUGGUCCGACAAGCGGAGGAUGACUUUCUGGAAUUCACUAAACAAACCCAAUCUAUCACCGAGAAAAGAAUCCGUCAGAAUCAACUGGAACUUUUGAAGGACAACCUUAACAAACUGAUAAAUCUAUUCAACGACACCCAUCAAGACUACAAAUCGAGAGUUUCGCUUCGUGUUCGACGACAACUUCAGACCGUUGGACAAAAUUUGACAGACGAAGACAUUAAUCGAAUUAUUGAGAAUAGUGGAUCCGAGCAACUAUUCUUCCGUGAAGUGAAUCCACUGUCUGUAUCAGGCCAAGCGGCAUACGAAGAUGUGAAAAAACGACAUGGGGAAAUCAAGGACCUCGAGAAUAAUAUUGCAAUGCUUGAGGAGAUUUUCUUGGACUUGCAGCACUUGACAGAAGCGCAGGACGAAAUGGUGACCAAUAUUGACAACAAUGUAGAAAAUGGUCUGGAACAAGUGAAACAAGGAUCUGCAAAUGUUAAAACUGCAGUGGAGUACAAGAAGAGUGCGAUGAGGAAAAAGAUCUGCGUUGCUGCGAUUCUCAUCACUAUCGUCCUUAUCCUUAUCAUUGUUGCUAUCAUCCUGGCUGUUGUACUAUCCAGAGGCAACAACAACAACAAAUAA
Caenorhabditis briggsae is the source of this 888-nucleotide messenger RNA. It is a transcript of the gene Cbr-syx-2, whose product is annotated as Protein CBR-SYX-2. Gene Ontology annotation, molecular function: SNAP receptor activity; SNARE binding. Gene Ontology annotation, biological process: exocytosis; intracellular protein transport; synaptic vesicle fusion to presynaptic active zone membrane. The coding region runs from base 1 to 888 and encodes 295 amino acids. The transcript has 7 exons. Gene Ontology annotation, cellular component: presynaptic active zone membrane; SNARE complex; synaptic vesicle. Lineage: Eukaryota; Metazoa; Nematoda; Chromadorea; Rhabditida; Rhabditidae. The record is from RefSeq and is a predicted model, not a curated record.